Molecule: messenger RNA, 2279 nt
Organism: Oryza brachyantha (malo sina)
Lineage: Eukaryota; Viridiplantae; Streptophyta; Magnoliopsida; Poales; Poaceae
Product: cysteine-rich receptor-like protein kinase 10
Exons: 8
Coding region: 1-2058 (685 amino acids)
Biological process (GO): protein phosphorylation
Molecular function (GO): ATP binding; protein kinase activity
Source: RefSeq, a predicted model, not a curated record
AUGCUCGUCGCCAGCGUCUACUCCCUCGUCGCCGUUGUUGCCGCCGUCGUGAUCGUGCUGCCGUCGGCCGCGCCGGCUGGGAUAGUGGAGUGCGACCCCGGCGUCGGCAACACGUACGUGGCCAACGGCACCUUCGAGGCGAACCUGGACCGCCUCGCCGCGGCGCUCCCCGCCACCGUCUCCGCGGCGCCUGCCGGCUACGCCGUCGCCGCCGUCGGCGCGGAGCCCGACCGCGUCUACGCGCUGGCGCUCUGCCGCGGCGACGCGAACGCCUCCGCUUGCCGCGCGUGCGUCGCGGCAGCGUUCGUCGACGGGAGGCAAGGCUGCCCAGGCAUCAACGGCGUCACCAUGUACGAGGACGCCUGCGUGGUUCGCUUCUCCGGCCAGAGGUUCAUGGAUUUCCUCAGGCCGGACCAGUGGCAGGUCACGGAGAUGCUUUGGGCUCCCGACCAAGCCUCGGAGAGCGUCCAGCUGCCGGCGGUCGCAGGCUGGUUCGACGACGCCGUCGCCAAGAUCCUCGCCGCGCUGGUCGACCACGCCGUCGCCGCGACGGGCAACACGACUACCAACGCCAAGAAGUAUUUCGCCACGGGCGAGGAGGACUUCGACCCGAAGAUCUACGGUCUCGCGCAGUGCGUGCCGGACCUGACGCCGGCGCAGUGCAACGACUGCCUUGGCAGCCUCGUUUCUCAUGCAAAUGCAUCGUACCGGGGCAAGAGCCCUCGGUGGGUCGGCGUCGAUUCGGUGUGGUGCAGAGUGAUGUACGGCGUGCAGCCGCUGUUCUACGGAGGACAGGCGGCGAUGCUGCAGCUCUCGGCGCCGCCGCCACGAGCAGACGAGACCCCGGUUGUUACUCCAGAUCCUGGAGCAGGAAAGAGAAAAGGUGCAACCGGGAUCGCUGCCGGCGUCGUCUCUUCGGUUCUGGUAUCGUUGAUCCUUUCAUUUUUUGCAGUUGCUCGCUUCAGGAGAAGGACCAAAGCUGCAGAGACUGACCACCCGUUAAGGAAGAUAAGAAGAGCACAAUGCUUUGUUUUUGAUCUGCCUGCACUUCAAGAGGCUACCGAAAACUUUUCAGAGAAAAAUAAGCUCGGCGAAGGUGGUUUCGGUACUGUAUAUAAGGGAGUACUCUCAGAUGGACAAGAAGUAGCAGUAAAAAAACUUUUAGGAACAACUGGACAUGGAUUGGAUCAACUACAAAAUGAGAUCCAGUUAUUGGCAGAACUGCAGCACAAGAACCUUGUUAAGUUACAAGGGUUUUGCUUGCAUCAGGGGGAGACACUACUUGUUUAUGAAUAUGUCAAGAACAGAAGCCUGGACAACUUCCUAUUCGAUGCCAGUAGGGGAAAUGCACUGAACUGGGAGCAACUGUACAACAUUAUUCUUGGCAUUGCCAAGGGAAUAUUGUAUCUUCACGAGGACUCAACCUUGAGGAUCAUUCACCGGGACCUGAAAUCAAACAACAUUCUACUUGACGAGGACAUGAAACCAAAAAUUGCAGACUUUGGGCUGGCAAGGCUGCUAGGAGAAGGUCAUUCCCAUACUAGGACAACUAGAAUUGUUGGAACUUUCGGUUAUAUGGCACCCGAGUAUGCAAUACAUGGAAAUGUGUCAACCAAAAUCGACGUUUUUAGCUUUGGUGUGUUGGUCCUUGAAAUUGUAACGAGGAGAAGGAACUUCAAUUCUGAUGAUCAUGAUCCCAUGAAUCUCCUUGGUGAUGUCUGGAACUGCUGGACAAAAGGGACGAUCACACAAUUGAUUGACCAAUCGCUUCAAGGGCAGUUUCGAAGUCAAGCACUGCGAUGCAUCCAUAUCGGGCUGUUGUGUGUCCAGUCAGAUCCUGAUGACAGGCCUCACAUGUCAUCUGUCAUUUUCAUGUUGAACAGGGAAAACAUGAAUCUUCAGCCACCGGCGCCGCCUGCAUUCUUCUGUGAUAGAGACACAAACUCAGCUUCUCAACACUCUGUCUCUGAGCAAUCUGUGUAUGAUCGAUCUAACGUGAUCUAUGCAGAGGAUAUGUCUGUAAAUGGGAUCACGCUUACUGACAUGUACCCCAGAUAACCUUCCCCAGCCCCCAACAACAACAUCCGUACGCACGCACACACAAAAUGAUUUUUAGUUCGCACUGUCACCAUUAAUUGUUUUAUUGUUUGUCAACUUCAUUGGACCAUCUGCAGUGUGGUUUGAUCUGCACCUUAGAAGGCAGAUUGAAAUACUCUGGAUGUUUUCGUUGCCAUAUUUCAAUCUUAUAUGGUCAGUUAUCUCAUGUUCUUUGCACACUC